Magnolia sinica is the source of this 1282-nucleotide messenger RNA. RefSeq names its product tetraspanin-20-like. The coding region runs from base 205 to 1101 and encodes 298 amino acids. The transcript is spliced from 6 exons. Lineage: Eukaryota; Viridiplantae; Streptophyta; Magnoliopsida; Magnoliales; Magnoliaceae. The record is from RefSeq and is a predicted model, not a curated record.
CCCCAAAUCAAUUUCAAUUUCGGUCGCAAAUCCCUUUUUUCUGCCCCCAAACCCUCAAACACAAAAAGAAAGAAAAGAAGUAAAAAAAAUCGAUUUUUUAAUCCCUAACAACAGAAUAAAUGCAGAUUACUCUUCAAUAACAACACCUCUCUCUCUCUCUCUCUCUCUCUCUCUCUCUCUGAAAGAAUCAAAAUCCAAAGGAAAAUGCGUUCUCGUUCUCCGCGGUUGUCUUCUUCUUCUUCUUCUUCUUCGUGUUGCUGUUGGUGGUGUCAAAGCUUCCUCGCAUUUCAGUUGAAAUUCCUGAAUUUCCUUCAAACAUUUAUAGGAAUCUCGAUCAUAAUCUAUUCUGUAUGGAUGCUCGAUCAGUGGAACCGACACGGUCAGAUCCCUCUCCCGCCGAGUUCCGCUCCCUCGCCCCAGGGUUCGCUCGAUUUGCAUAAUUCGGCGAUUCUACGGUCGGAUUCCGUUGCGGUCCCGGGACAUGUUCUGUCCAUGAGAUUUGGGGUUGAGAUUGCGUCCGGGUUCGAAGAUGGGAUUGGAAUGAAUUUCAUCAAGCUUCCCGCUCCUUGGUUCAUCUACUCUUUUAUGGGGAUUGGCAUUUUGUUGUGUUUGGUUACUUGCACAGGCCACAUUGCUGCAGAAGCAGUCAACGGGUGUUGUCUGUGUUUUUAUACACUGCUUAUGACUGUAUUCAUUAUCAUUGAAGCGGCUUUAGUGAGUGAUAUGGUAUUCAACGAUCACUGGGACAAGGACCUUCCAUAUGACCCUACUGGAGAACUUGAAAGGCUUCGAUCAUUUAUUAAAGAUAAUAUCGAUAUAUGUAGAUGGGUUGGCUUAGCUGUGGUUAUUAUUCAGGCACUGUCUCUGCUACUGGCAAUGAUCCUGCGAGCCAUGGUCACGACAAGGAGAGAGAACUACGACAGUGAUGAUGACUAUGCUAUUGUUAGGGGCGGAAGUAAACAGCCACUGCUAAAUUCAAUAGGGAACCCAAACUCUGCUUCAACCUCGACGGAGAACAAAGGAAUUAAUUCUGACACUUGGCGCAUGCGGAUGAGAGAGAAGUAUGGACUGAACCUGGGGCAUUUCGCAUAUAAUCAGUAGAUGAAGUCAAAAGCAUCACCGUCAGUGAAUACCUGCAGCAAAACCCAAAGCCCAUAGUUAUCAUGUGAGAGAGAAGUGUUUGGGAGCUUUUGCUAGUGCAUAGAACUGUAUGGUUGCUUGCAAUUCUUUAUUCUUGAAUUUCCUGUUUAGAAGAAAAAGCUGUCUGUGUAUUUAUCAUGAA